Spodoptera littoralis (African cotton leafworm) is the source of this 717-nucleotide messenger RNA. NCBI's taxonomy places the organism in Eukaryota, Metazoa, Arthropoda, Insecta, Lepidoptera, Noctuidae. The record is from the annotation of a GenBank genome assembly.
AUGAAACGUUUAUUCUUUAUCGCCGGCUUUGUGUGCGCGUUAGUUUCAGCGCAAGAGUUCGAUUGUCCAGAGAAGAGUGGUUUCUACCCGGAUCCCUACCAAUGUGACCUUUAUUACAAGUGCAGUAAAGGUGUAUCAGAAGCUAGACUGUGUCCUGACGGUCUGGUCUUCUCGGAUGAAAACCCCAACAAGGAGCGAUGUGACAUCCCAUCCAACGUAGACUGCGGAGACAGGAAAGAGCUGCAGGAACCGAAACCAACUAAAGGCUGCCCCAGACAGAACGGAUAUUUCAAACAUCCCGACCCUCAGGCCUGUGACAAGUUUUACUACUGCUCAGAUGGUACCCCCAAUGAGAUGCCCUGCCCUCCCGGUCUCUACUUCGACGAGGAGACCUCCAACUGCGACUGGAAAGAUGCUGUCAACAGGCAAUGUGAUCACAUCACCAAGGAUCUGCUGGACGACGGUUUCUCCUGCCCUGAUGGUGAAGUAAUGGGCCCCAACGGCCGUGCCCUCCCCCACCCAACCUUCCCCCACCCAGAAGACUGCCAAAAGUUCUACAUCUGCCGCAAUGGAGUCCAGCCCCAGAAGGGACUCUGUCCCCUUGGCAAGGUCUACAAUGAGGACACUUUCAUGUGUGACGAACCUGAGAAGGUUCAGGGAUGUGAAAACUACUACGAGGGUCAGACUUUUGACAAGAGCAAACCGAAGAAGGCGUAA